Messenger RNA from Apis dorsata (giant honeybee), 1333 nucleotides. RefSeq names its product activating signal cointegrator 1 complex subunit 1. The transcript is spliced from 7 exons. Gene Ontology annotation, cellular component: nucleus. NCBI's taxonomy places the organism in Eukaryota, Metazoa, Arthropoda, Insecta, Hymenoptera, Apidae. The record is from RefSeq and is a predicted model, not a curated record. The coding region runs from base 236 to 1285 and encodes 349 amino acids. Gene Ontology annotation, biological process: DNA alkylation repair; regulation of DNA-templated transcription. Gene Ontology annotation, molecular function: RNA binding.
GACAAAAGCAAAAAAGAGUAUUCAACUCACUUGCUUAUCGACACGCGGUAUAUGAUUUUAUAUGUAGAUGUGAUACUUCGGCCAAUAAAUUAUUUGAGUUUGGUUUAAUGUAUUGGGUCUAUCAAAACAAUCAACCAAUUAGAUUCGCAUAAUUUUGAAGUGUCUUCUUUCCAAUCACAAAUAUAUGUAAUAUGAAACGGUUGUGUUAAUAUAAGAAUAAAAUAUUUUUUAUACAAUGAAUAUUCUGCAACCUGAGCUGAUUUGGAUAGAUGGUCGGUGUUACAGACUAUUCGGAAAUAUCGAACGGCCAAGUGCCCAAAAUAUUUCUCCUUAUUUUGAAGAUAACUAUCAAGUGGAUUAUAAAGAUUCUGAAGAUGAAUGUGAUAUAGAAAUUGUACCAUAUGAGUCGACAAGAUUUAAACACACAUUUCAUGUGUCAAAAUCAUUCUUUCCAUUUAUUAUUGGAUCUAAACAUGCAGUACGUAAAAAAUUAGAAAGUGAAACUAGAACAUCGAUACAAAUUCCAAGAUUAGGUGAAGAUGGAGAUAUUGUAAUAAUUGGUACUGACCGUAAAGGAAUAAUGACAGCACGUCGUAGAAUAAAUUUAUUAAUGGAAGCAAGUAGAAAAAAAAUACCAUCAACACAUUUUUUAUCAAUACCUUUAAAUGAAGGUCACAUAAUAAUGAAUUUUAAUAUGUUUAAAAAUGAAGUACUGAAAAAUUCUGGAAAAAAAUCUAAUGGUAUUGAUGAAAUGAUUUUUCAAAUACCAAGCAAGUUACAUCUUACUAUUGCAUUAUUAACAUUACUUGAUGAUACAGAAAAAAAUCAAGCUAUAGAAGCUUUGAAUUAUUGUCAUCAGCAUAUUGUAAAGCCUAUAAUUGAAAAAUAUGGACAAAUUCCUAUAUACUUACAAGGAACUGAUAUAAUGAAUGAUGAUCCUACUGAAACUCGAGUUUUAUAUGCAAAGUUAAUUGACAAUGAGGCUUUGGAAAAAAUGGUAGAUGAAAUUGUAGAUUAUUAUAAUAGGAUAGGUUUAUUAUAUAAAGAAACAGAGAAAGUUAAGUUACAUUUGACUCUUAUGAAUACAAAAUUUAAAUUAAAUGAAGAAGAAAACCAUUAUGAAAAAUAUAAAACAUUUGAUGCAACAGAAAUAAUGAAAGCUCAUAAAAAUACAAUUUUUGGAGAAACUACAUUGAAACAAAUUCAUUUAUCUCAACGUCAUACAAUUAGCAGUAAUGGAUAUUAUCAAGCAAUUGCAAAAAUUAAUUUACUUGAAGGUUUAUAAAUGACAUAUAUCAUUAUUUAAAUAUAUACAUAUUAUAUAUUCAUGGAA